Messenger RNA from Coccinella septempunctata (seven-spotted ladybird), 1704 nucleotides. Its product is annotated as M-phase inducer phosphatase-like. The record is from RefSeq and is a predicted model, not a curated record. The coding region runs from base 203 to 619 and encodes 138 amino acids. The transcript has a single exon. Gene Ontology annotation, cellular component: nucleus; cytoplasm. NCBI's taxonomy places the organism in Eukaryota, Metazoa, Arthropoda, Insecta, Coleoptera, Coccinellidae. Gene Ontology annotation, molecular function: protein tyrosine phosphatase activity. Gene Ontology annotation, biological process: positive regulation of G2/MI transition of meiotic cell cycle; positive regulation of G2/M transition of mitotic cell cycle; protein dephosphorylation.
ACUGAAAAAAUUAGUCAAUUAUCAACAGAUAAUCGGAACAUAAUUGAAAUAAUUCCACACCUGAUUUGUUCAUCACUCCAUCAAAAAAAUUGAAGGAAUGUUGCCAAAAGAAACAAAAAAAUGAAGAGCUGCUGAAAAGAAAUAUACUUUAUUUUAAAAUUGCAUUUUUAAGGAUUACAUUCAUCAGAACGAAAUAAGAAAGAUGUCGCACCAGGAAAUUGAGGAAAAUUCGAUCAAGCGGCCAAACGACACCAGUCCGGUGAAGACCAAGAGGAUUAAGCUUGCGAGUAAUAAAGAGCCGGUACUUGAACCCGCCUUCUCUGGAGACGAAAUAAUAAUGGCCGUGCAGAGGUCAACUGAGGAGGAACUCAUAGAGGACUUCAGCAGGCCCUAUACCCUGCCGAUUACGAAAGGAAGGCAUCAGGACCUAAAGUCCAUAACUGCCUCAACUGUGGCUGACCUAAUUACAGGAAGAAUUAUAAAUGUGGAAUUCAAAAUAAUUGAUUGCCGGUAUCCCUAUGAGUUUAAUGGCGGCCAUAUAAGUGGUGCCGUGAAUCUUUAUAUGAGACAGCAAAUCUCUGAAUUUCUCAAUAAAUCAUACAAGAAAAGAAAAAAUUAAAUUUUUGAUUUUCCACUGUGAAUUUUCAAGUGAACGUGGACCUAACCUGUAAGUACUCAAACGUCCCUCCCAUUAAUUUUCUAUAGCAACCUGAAGCUAAGAAAAUACUUAUCUCAUUUUUUCCAGUUGCAGAUAGAUAGAUAGAAAAAAAACGGGACUGCAUACCCUGCAUUAGAUUACCCAGAGCUUUAUCUCUUGGAUGGUGGAUAUAAUACAUUCUUCAGGGAGUACGCGGGGAUGUGCAGUCCUCAAAAUUAUAUAGAAAUGUUGCAGCCGGAAUACGCUGAGGAGCUGCAACAUUAUAAAAUGCAAUCGAAGACGUGGAAUAGAGACAAACACAAAAUAAAUAAAAAUCGGUAAAAAAGUGUAAAUAGAAUUUUGUUUGAAGCUCAUGGUUUUUAUUUGGAAAUCUUCAUUUUUACCUCUUAAUUUAAGCUCAGUAAUAAAUAAUGCAGCAGCAGCAUAUGUGUUCCAGCCAAAGGUUAAAGUAUAUUAUCGAUUUUGAAUUCGAAGUUGUGAUACCUCUAUAUACAGGUUGAGUCAAAAAUGUGUACCGAGCUUUCUGGGGGUGAUAUUACAUUGAAAAAUAAGUAUAUGAUCUUUUCUGAUAGGGCACAUUAAUACAAAUACUUCACAUCACCAAUGCGAUUCGAUAUCUACUAUUCUGACCAUUAUGAUUCCUUGUGAUUUGGAACAGUCUAUCUCAUCAUGAUUAUUCAAUUUUUUGUGAAUAAGUGUAUUUUUUGUAAGUUAUUUCAUAUUCCCUUAACACAUUGCAGUUAUAUGAAAGGUAUAAAUAAUCGUUGGUGAAUAUUAUCGUCAUAAUCCGUGGCUGGAAACCCGUGGAUAACUUCACGGAAGUCAGGUAACUACGCAGAAUUACUGUAUGUAUUAAAUCAUGGAUAACUUGACACAUAUCACAAACUUCGAAAACACUUGGCAUCAAAGAUUUAAAAAAGGAUACGGUAAUUAUGGAGAACAUGCCACCAACGGAUAUUUUAGAUGAAAAAUUCAGUACUUACUAAUUUUGGGGCGUAGAUUGCGAAUCCGAAGUCGAAAUCCCGUGCAAAUGUCUAGUUUUUGAG